This is a messenger RNA of Peromyscus maniculatus bairdii (prairie deer mouse), 609 nucleotides long. RefSeq names its product fibroblast growth factor 4 (gene Fgf4). Lineage: Eukaryota; Metazoa; Chordata; Mammalia; Rodentia; Cricetidae. The record is from RefSeq and is a predicted model, not a curated record. Gene Ontology annotation, molecular function: growth factor activity.
AUGGAGAAGCGAGGGCCGGCAACGGGGACGCUGCUGCCCGGGGUCCUGCUGGCCCUACUGGUGGCCUUGGUGGGCCGAGGGGCCGCCGCACCCAACGGCACGCGACCGGCCGAACUGGGGCGCGGCUGGGACGGCCUGGUGGCCCGCUCGCUGGCGCGCCUGCCUGUGGCCGCGCAGCCCCCGCAGGCGGCUGUCCGUAGCGGUGCAGGGGACUACCUGCUGGGCCUCAAAAGAUUGCGGCGGCUCUACUGCAACGUGGGCAUCGGAUUCCACCUGCAGGUGCUGCCCGACGGCCGCAUCGGCGGCGUGCACGCGGACACCAGCGACAGUCUUCUGGAGCUCUCCCCGGUGCAGCGGGGCGUGGUGAGCAUCUUCGGAGUGGCCAGCCGAUUCUUCGUGGCCAUGAGCAGCAGGGGCAAGCUCUUCGGUGUGCCUUUCUUUACCGACGAGUGUAAAUUCAAAGAGAUUCUUCUGCCCAACAAUUACAACGCCUAUGAAUCCUACGCGUACCCGGGCAUGUUCAUGGCUCUCAGUAAGAACGGGCGGACCAAGAAGGGGAACCGCGUGUCGCCUACCAUGAAGGUAACCCACUUCCUGCCUAGACUGUGA